GGAACACACAACGGACCAGCGACAUCCAGCCGGAAGACCGAGUUCGAUGGACUCCCAUAACUAUACGGACUGCUGAGUAACAGGAAGGAGGUGGCUGCCCAUGGACGUACUGCUGCGCUCCCGGUGAGCGCAGGAGAACUGCCCGUGCUUUCUCGCAUCGCCCGCAUGGGCAAGAGCGGCAUCGUGCGCGUGACUCUGGUCGCGGCGGGCGACAGCGACGUCGGCAAGUCGUGCCUGACGCACGCGUACGUGCACCGAUGCUUCCCCGCCGAGCGUCCGCCCACGACGCUCGACCAGAAGGAGACGCUGCUGCACUGGAACGGCGAAACGGUGCACCUGAGCUUGUGGGAUACCCCGGGCUCCAGCUCGUACGACAAGCUGAGGCCCCUCGUCUAUCGCGAGGCUGACGUGGUGUUGAUCUGCUUUGCGCUAGACAACCGGGCCAGCCUAGUCAACGUCGAGCAAAAGUGGGCGCCCGAGAUUCGAAAGCACCUGCCCAAGGCGCCUAUAAUACUCGUCGGAAAUAAGCAGGAUGUUCGAGACUUUGAUCCACAGCCACUGUGUGAAGUGGAUCCCAGGCCAGAUGCAGACUCAUUUGUGAGCACUUCCGAAGGCGAAGCCAUGUUGAAAUGCAUCGGCGGAUCGGCCUACGUGGAAUGUUCGGCACUGAUGGACCAAGGUCUCGAAAAGGUCUUUGGAGCGGCAAUCGAAGAGGCACUCAAGCAGAAAACUCGAGAGAAGAAGUGCUGCUCCUGCUGCUGCAGUAUUUUGUAACCACUUGGUUUGCACAGCUUUCAGUCUUUCAGUAUUAAAAUACUCAUUAGAGAUGAUCUCUA
Molecule: messenger RNA, 836 nt
Organism: Rhipicephalus microplus (southern cattle tick)
Lineage: Eukaryota; Metazoa; Arthropoda; Arachnida; Ixodida; Ixodidae
Product: ras-like GTP-binding protein rhoA
Biological process (GO): small GTPase-mediated signal transduction
Molecular function (GO): GTPase activity; GTP binding
Source: RefSeq, a predicted model, not a curated record